Molecule: messenger RNA, 261 nt
Organism: Stylonychia lemnae
Lineage: Eukaryota; Ciliophora; Spirotrichea; Sporadotrichida; Oxytrichidae
Source: the annotation of a GenBank genome assembly
AUGAUUUCCAGAGACAGAUACCAUAAGGAGUUGAAUGGAGUUUCAGAUGUCCUCUAUUUCAUUCAUGAUUACUGCGCCAAAGCAGCUGAUAAGAACACUUUCAUUCAGGGUAAUGCCAAGUUAGCAAAGAAGCAUGGUAUUAAGAAGCAUGUAGCUGUUUGCCCAGUUGAGUAUGAACUUUACUAACUGAAGAUGAUAAACUACAACUACAAUUGCAAGCUGAGACUCUGCAAUUAGCAUUACAAUCAAAUCCUAACUUGA